AUGAAGCGCCCCCUGCUCCUGCUCCUUCUCCUGCUGGGGGCCGUUGCUCCAUUCCACCUGGAGAAUCAAGCUCCCCGCCUGGAGAGCCAAGAAGCACAGGCAGACCUGAGCCAGGACCUGGAAGGUUCAGGGGAUCAGGAGGGAGCGUUGGCCCUGCCUGAGGAGGAGAUUCGGCCGGAAGGAGAGCAGGAGGAGCCUUCCAGCGAUGAAGAUGACUUUGAGGACAAGGAGGACACGGAGCUGGACCCAAGUGACCUAGACGACAACUUUCAGUGCCCCCAGAAGGAGGACACAGUUGAAAUAACGGGCAGUCCUGGGUGCAAGACCUGCCGCUACAUCUUGGUGCGGAGUCCCCGGAAGUUUCAGGGAGCUCGGAUAACCUGCAGGAGGUGCUACAGAGGCCACCUCGCCUCCAUCCACAGCUACAGCACCAACUAUCGAAUCCAAUGCAUGACCAGUGGACUCAACCAAGGCCAAGUCUGGAUUGGAGGCAUACGCAGGCGUUGGGGCUGGUCCCGGAGGUUUUUCUGGACUGAUGGGAGUUGCUGGAAUUAUUCAAACUGGGCCGCAGGGCAUCCUAAACAUGGGGCUGGCCGCUGUGUAGCUCUAUGCACCAGAGGGGGCAAAUGGCGACGUGUGAAUUGCUGGAGGCGUCUGCCCUUCAUGUGCUCCGUCUAA
Messenger RNA from Pteronotus mesoamericanus, 678 nucleotides. Its product is annotated as proteoglycan 3-like. Gene Ontology annotation, biological process: immune response. Lineage: Eukaryota; Metazoa; Chordata; Mammalia; Chiroptera; Mormoopidae. The record is from RefSeq and is a predicted model, not a curated record.